UUGUGCAUUUGCGUGAUGAAUUUCCACCAACUUAUCAAAGGACUUAUGUUCUUGAACGUAUUUCUGAAAAUACUGGUACUCUGCUUGGGCGGCUUUUAAAUGCAUCUGCAACUGAUCUUGACCACUCGACUUUUCCGUCCCUGGAAUUCCGGAGAAGCUGUGGGGUUGAGUGGGGGCUAGAAUUGGGUCGGUGAGGAACUGAGAAGUUUACUCCUUGACCAUCGAAAGUGUUCGUCCUCUUGUUUCGUCCGGCACUUGUCACCGUCGUUCGCGGCGACGAGGGAGUGCCAAAACCCAAAUUCCGAGGGACACCGGUCGGCGCAGUUUUGCGGUGUGAAUAUUACACCCCUACUUGUUGAAGUUGUACUCGCGUUUGAAAUUUGUUGUUACAAUUUUGUCGAAGCUUAGGCUCGAUGGGGAGGAAGGUGUUUGGAUGCGAAUGAAGUCGUGUAAGGAGGUUGAACGACUUUUGAGUGGCAAAUUCGGUCAUAUGCUGGCAAGGAUGGCUGCUUGGAGGAGUUUGGUUCCAGUGUCUUGGAGAUUGUGUUGCAGGGAAGUCUCUUCGACACAGAAAAUUGGUCACGAAAAUGGCCAGUAUUUUGCUACCAGGCGAUGGUAUUCUCAACCAUGGACGGCUCCCUACGAUGCGGGGCAGCCUACGUCUGAAUCGCACCCUCAGAUGCUGUCAGGGGAUGAGCUGUUUCCCGGCAUUAGUCUUCGAGAUUUCAAGGAAAGAAGAACAGCACUUCGGUCUCGUUUACCCACAGAGAGCAUGGUCAUAUUGUCAGCUGCUUCUGUCAAACAAAUGACAGAUGUUGUUCCGUAUCCAUUUCGACAAGAUGCGGACUAUCUUUACUAUACAGGCUCUCAGCAGCCAGAAGGAAUUGCAGUUCUGUAUGAUGAUGCAGAUUUGUGCAUGUUUAUGCCCAACUGGGAUCCUGAAAGGGAAACCUGGAAUGGAAAAUUAGCAGGACCUGAUGAGGCUAGUCGUGUCUUCGGAGCAGAUGUCACUCAUUCAUUGCGACGUCUUCGGAAGGUUUUACCAGAUAUUAUUCGACGUGCAAAAACAGUGUUCUGUGAUUUGGGGUCGCUUACACCUGUAGUGGCAGAGUUAGAAGCUUUUCAAAGUGCCUUACAGCAGGGCAGAGUGCGCAGCCUGAACAGGUAUUCUCAUCAACAGCGUUGGGUUAAAUCACCCUCAGAGCUCAACCUUAUGCGAGAAGCGGCAUCCAUCACUUGCAAGGCAGUAAAGCGGAGUAUGCAAGCUUCAAGAGCCUGGCAACAUGAACACUUAUUGGCAGCUACUGUUGAGUAUGAGUGCAAACGUCGAGGAGCCCAACAAAUGGCGUUUCCAUCAGUUGUGGGUGGGGGAGCGAAUGGCAGCAUUGUUCACUACUCCCGACACGAUAAAAAAAUUGAUAAUGAAGCUUUGGUGCUCAUGGACGUGGGCUGCGAAUAUCAUGGCUAUGUUAGUGACAUGACUCGUACCUGGCCUCCUUGUGGCUAUUUUACCGACGCCAAGAAACAAGUUUACACCAUCAUACUUGAUGUAAUGAAGGAAUGUUUCAAGAUGUGCCGGCCUGGCGUGACCUUAUCUCAAAUACACUCUCGCUCUGUGGCGUUGCUUUGGGAAGGUUUAUUGAAGUUGGGUCUAGUAACAGGCCCAUUUGAUUUAUUUAAGUUUUACAGCUUCAAUAGAACACAAAUUGGACAUUACCUAGGUAUGGAUGUGCAUGAUUGCUCAACUGUUAGCUUAGAUCGACCCCUCCAGCCUGGUGUGGUGAUCACCAUUGAACCUGGGCUCUAUAUACCUGCCAAGCAGACGAUACCUGAAAAGUUCCGAGGCAUUGGAAUAAGAAUAGAAGACGAAGUACUUAUUACAGCCACAGGCUACGAGAUACUCACGGCCGAAGCUCCCAAAGAAAUAGAAGAGAUUGAACAAUUCUUAGCUCAAAGCCCGAAUGAUAAUGAUUUGACUGAGAAGCCCUCUUUGUUUUGUUGAUACCCUUUUAAAAUGUAUUGGGUUAACAACAUACAUGAUAUGAUAGACCUUCCCCCUUUUAAUAAAUAUUUUAGUUGUAGCUGCGGGUUUUAAUCCUCUGUUAUUCAGAUAGCAAUUAGCGAGCAAAUCUGAUCAAUCAUUGUACCCCUCGGGGCUGACGAGGGCAUUUUGUGUUAGAAUGAUUGAAUCUUUACUUGAGCAGCUUAGCUGGAAUGGAUCACGUAAUGUUAGAGAAUUAUGAUAGGUAUAAUAUGCAUAAUUUGAUUUAAAACGGCUAAUGUGGAAUUCUUGUCGACCACUUCAUCGAAACUGGAUGUUUUGGUUGAUCCACUUGCCCUCACCUAAAA
Molecule: messenger RNA, 2349 nt
Organism: Physcomitrium patens
Lineage: Eukaryota; Viridiplantae; Streptophyta; Bryopsida; Funariales; Funariaceae
Source: RefSeq, a predicted model, not a curated record